GAAGCUUCUGCUUACUUUUAUGAUAGUGACGAUUCUGGUGAAACUGGAAUAGCUCCGCAGCAUCAAGGUGAAAUGGACUUGCUUGGGGAGAUUUUGGACACGCUGAGCACACACAGUUCAGAUCAAGGAAAGCUGUCGGGAGCAAAGAGCCUGGAUUUCUUUAGGUCAAUGGAUGACAUUGAUUACAAGACUGCGAACAAGUCCAAUGCACCUAGUGAGAGCAACCUUACCCUGCUCUGCAGCAGUGCUAAUGAUCAAGCAGAGUGGAACCUUGGUCAGGAUGACAGUGUCCUCCAUGGGAAGCAGCUCCCUCCAUCGCCAAGGAAGCAAGUUUCUUCUGGUGGCCAUAGAGAAUCUCUCUCAAGGCUGGAAGAAGAAGGUAGUGACAAAACCUUUAUUACUGACAAGAUGGACACCACUAGUAUGACAUCUCCAUCUCCAGUACGAUCACAUGCCCGGUUUGCUUCUCUAGAAAGUUUCAAUGCAGGCUAUUCUUCCUGUAAGUAUGCAAAGCAGAAUGAAACACUAAGCAAUACCUCAGAAGAUCAGCUCCAAGCAAGUCUUGCUCAACAUCCAUCCAUUCUAGUCCCUUGGGAGAAAGAUGGGAAGGAAGGAAAUGAAACUCCAGAAGAGGGUGGGCUUCUUCAAGAAGUGGUGUCAUUAUGUAAACUGAGUUCUGCUUUUCACUAUGGUUUAAAUAUUUCAAAGGAUAGCUUAUCCAGCAGCAGCAGUGGAAAUAAAACGUAAGAAAACUAUGAGAAGAGAAACUUGACUCCCAUCAGAAGUUAAAGGGAGGCUACUCAGGACUCCAUAUAA
Messenger RNA from Cariama cristata (Red-legged seriema), 816 nucleotides. RefSeq lists its product as uncharacterized. The transcript has 2 exons. The coding region runs from base 73 to 747 and encodes 224 amino acids. Gene Ontology annotation, cellular component: nuclear speck; cytosol; intracellular membrane-bounded organelle. Gene Ontology annotation, biological process: endocytic recycling; endocytosis. The record is from RefSeq and is a predicted model, not a curated record. Gene Ontology annotation, molecular function: guanyl-nucleotide exchange factor activity; phosphatidylinositol phosphate binding. Lineage: Eukaryota; Metazoa; Chordata; Aves; Cariamiformes; Cariamidae.